CUGGUUAGUUUUCACGGACCAGGAACAUAACAAAAUCAUCGUCUUUUGUCACUGUUGGCUGUAUCUUACAGAGAUUUCCUUGACGUGUCGAAGGACAAUUACCAUCUGUUAAACCUCUGAACGGUAUGCCCAAUUUAGCCAAGUGAGUGUUGGAAAACAGGAUUCUGCAUGCUUCGUCCUCUGAAGUGUAAUAUGGUCUCAUUCAUUACUUUCAUCACACGCUUCUCUGUUUAUUGCACUGCGGAAUGAGACUUCUCCAGCCUUUGCUAAUAUACUCGGGAUUUUAUUAAGAUGCUAAACGUAUUUCUUCCUGCGUUAGGGCGCCAGCAGUACACAAGUGAGUGUUGUGGAAUAGUGAUGGAUCAGAGACUUCAGAUUGGAGGAUUUUUACUGUGAAAAGAAUUGUGCCAGGGUUUUUGUGGACUUGGUGCCAACAUCCCAGUUCCUUCUCUGAAUUCAAAGGUUCUUUGGGGUUUCCUGCUUUCAUUGAAUUAUUGAUAAUCAACAGUAACAAAUUCUAAACAAUAACAUUUUUUUCGGAACUGUCUAAGGAUCAAAGGACCUCCAACAGACCAUCGAUUCCUCCGUGUUUACGUCAGUCCUUUGCUAUUAAUCCUUUGCUAUUAAGCUGACAGGUAUAGAUUUAAAGCAGAAGGUCGAAGUUAAGAGAAAACGGAGACAUUUUGGAAUUAUUUGUGAUUUCGGAGCGGAAUUAUCCUGCUAACAUGACGACACCAUUAUCAACAACGACGAUGUAUGACACCGGGUUCAACGACAGUGACCUUACGGUAUCAACGAACACCACGCCAACCGACGUUUUUUACUUUUACAAGACUGAACAGAUCAGCUUCCUGUGUGUCCUGUUCAUAUUCAUCAUUGUCGGCAACAGCAUGGUCAUCCUGACCAUCACGCUGACCAAGAAUCGCCGGUCAAGGAUGAACUUCUUCAUUCUCAAUCUGGCUAUCGCAGAUUUGUCUGCCGGACUGGUGAAUGUUUUCACAGACAUGAUCUGGAAGACGACAAUUGACUGGCAUGCUGGACUUGUUGGCUGUAAGCUGGUGAGAUACUUCAUGGGCGUGGUCACUUACGCAUCAACGUACGCACUCGUAGCCCUCAGCAUCGACCGGCUCGACGCAAUCGCAAGACCACUCAGUUUCACUGGAAGCCAUCUCCGAUCACGAGUCCUGGUUGGUCUGUCGUGGGCCUCCGCUAUGCUGUUCUCCCUCCCUAUGCUGAUCAUCAACGAAACUAAAAUCAUAAACGGAAGUUGCCAAUGUUGGAUUGAAUUUCCACAACCCUGGUUUUGGAAGCUCUACAUCACGACAAUUGCUAUCGUCCUCUUCUUCAUCCCCGCCGUCAUCAUCGCAGUGUGUUACAUCAUCAUCGUCGUCAUCAUAUGGACUAAAACAACGCUACAAGUCUCUGCACCAAAAGGCAAGCACCGAUAUAUUAAAAAUGGAGGCCACGUGUAUGCUGCAGCCAAUAACGCACGUUUUAAGGACAGUGCCACCAGUUCCAGGGGACUUAUUCCAAAAGCAAAGAUCAAAACCAUCAAGAUGACCUUAGUGAUUGUGCUCGUAUUCAUCAUCUGCUGGAGCCCCUACUUUGUGUUUGAUCUCGUCGAUGUCUACCUCAAUGUACCGAGGACACAAGACAUGGUGGCCGCCAGCACAUUUAUUCAGAGCCUCGCUCCCCUCAACAGCGCUGCCAAUCCAAUAAUUUACUUUGGUUUCAACGCCAAAAUGUGCAUAGGGAUCUUAAAGAAAGGUUGGAAGCACAAUUCGCCAACGUCUCAAUCACAGCUCACAAGUAUAUGACCUUUCGACCUUGACCUGCAUUGACAGAAAAGGGGGCCAUGGCAUACUGCCACAAUACUGUCACUCAAUGCCGAAUGUUACGCAUUUACAACAAGGGACACCAGUGAUUUCAAUGGAUAUUGAAAACGGCCCCUAUUUAUUAUAUUGGUGUACGUCUUGAAUUGUGUUCGUGAUCAUGACAUUAAGGUAACCUUGGUGACCACAUUUCAGUGUCAUGAAGGACGUGAUUGUUUCGUGUGAAACUCUAUCAAAGGCAGGCUGACUGCAUGCACUCCAUGAUGAAAUGCAGUGGACUUCUAAGUUACAGCAAUGAAUAUCAAUCUGGAGAAAUGAACCCGUUCGUGCG
Molecule: messenger RNA, 2163 nt
Organism: Haliotis rubra (blacklip abalone)
Lineage: Eukaryota; Metazoa; Mollusca; Gastropoda; Lepetellida; Haliotidae
Product: cardioacceleratory peptide receptor-like
Exons: 7
Coding region: 726-1817 (363 amino acids)
Biological process (GO): G protein-coupled receptor signaling pathway
Cellular component (GO): membrane
Molecular function (GO): vasopressin receptor activity
Source: RefSeq, a predicted model, not a curated record